Molecule: messenger RNA, 1758 nt
Organism: Coniophora puteana RWD-64-598 SS2
Lineage: Eukaryota; Fungi; Basidiomycota; Agaricomycetes; Boletales; Coniophoraceae
Exons: 10
Coding region: 1-1758 (585 amino acids)
Source: RefSeq, a predicted model, not a curated record
AUGGAAUAUCUCCACGAGAAGGAUCUGCGCCUGGGCCAGGCCCUCGAGGCUCAAGCGCCCACCCCGACGCUCGCCGCGGCAGCAUUUGAGUCGGGAGAGAGCACGAGUGUGGUGGGAGAGAGCAAUGAAGGGCUCGACGAAUCGGGAGAGGACGAUGUUGAUAGUAGUAAACAGAGGGUCGGAGUGGACUUGAGCACGCCAGGGGGAGAAGAUGGCAAGCGAGGCCUCGAGAAUAGCUAUGGUGUAAUCGUUAGCACAAAGAAUGGGCGAAGGCUUGAGCGCGGAGUUGACGAAAACAGGCUGGAUAAUGCCGAGGACGGCGACAACGAGGAACAUGAGAGGUGGGCGGAGGCGACGGUGUCGACGCUGGGGGAUGGGGUAGUGGGGUGGAUGGUGGUCGGAAAGCAGGAACAGGGUGGCCCAACCAAAGACUAUUCGCACACUUGGCGCCCCGACUUUCCCAAAUGGGAAGUGGCUGUACCCCCCGCGCGAUUUCCUACACAGUCAUUGGGUGGGCCAUCCUAUUCCUGCUUUCUGACCACCACCAUCCCGCCCGCCCUUCCCAACGUCGACGUCUCCGUCGCCUCCCGCCCCAUCCACCUCUCUCAUGUUUCUAGCUUCCUCUAUCUCGUUGUCGUCGCCGUCCUCGGCAUCAGCCGGCUUGUUCUCAUCAACUAUCCAUCUCCCCAUCAAGAUAAGCAUUCCGCCGUCGGUGCUUCCUCCCCCUGCGAUCGUACUUGCGAGGAUUUCAGCACCCGCAUCGUUAGCCGCAUCGUCCAGGAGUUCAUGCACCGGGAUAAGAAAGGGCAUGAGAUCGUCUUCGUUGGUGGUUCCACUCGUAUCCCCCGUACCGUGAAGGUCGUGUCCGACUUCUGCCGACACCGAAACCACUCGCACCGCCAAGGGCGCCAAGACGGCGCCGGCCACGAAGUCUCGAGGGAGGAACAAAAAGCCCGCCGCCGCUACUCCCGUCCCUGCUGCGGCUGCGGCUUCCGCUUCUUCCAAGACGAAGAACCCUACCUCGAAAUGGGUCAAGGAAGAUCUUCCUUCCUACUGCAAUGUCAAGAGCCUCGGGCCAUUUGGGGCCCGAGCUCUGCAUCAGCACUUGAGGCUAUGAAGGAGAUCUGUGAGGUUGUUUACGACCAGGAGAUGCCGGAAGAGCAGGACACGGAAAACGACUGGCGGGCCAACUUCGGCUCCACCGUCAUCGCUGUCCUCCUCAACAACUUCGUCGAGAAAGACAUGUAUGAUCAAGAGCACUCUGAGGAAGAUUGCACGUGGUACGCUGAGGGCCUCCUGUGCGAGUCCGCCUUCAUGCAUGAGGAGGUCGCCGACGAUGGCACGUUUCUCAUUUCUCAACCCUCUUCGUGGCAAGGCUACGUUGAAGUGCCCACUUUGGACGAGCUCACGGGUCUAUACGCUCCGUGGGGCGCGAUCACGCUCGUCAUCACCGCAGGCGAACACCUCAUGAGUGCCAAUAAGAACGGCCGCUUGGAGCCGAACGGAAGGACCGGGAAGCAGUCGACAACCAUCUCAACUUCUCGGAGCAAAACUGGUCGUCGGCCUCGUCCGCGUACUGGAUGUCGGUACAGGGCUGCUGAGCCUGAGGUAAUAGCGUCGGCCUUCGACGCGUCGGCGCCACAUUCUAACAAGGUCAAGCGAGGCGAACGCGAGACAAACAAUGAAGACGAUAUCAAAGUCCCGGCCGCCAUCGCUGAAGCUGAAGAUAGGCGGGCGAAGCUCAGAUUCUGUAGAUGA